AGACAACGUUUUUCCGCCUUGUGCGGUGUUUACGUCGCAAAGACUCGCGAAAAGUCCAAAAUGCGUUUUACAAUUUAUAAAAUUUAGUCAUGUGCUCCAGUUCUUCAAAUUAAUCAUCAUUUACAUUUAUUUGUACAUCAAUAUAAGAUCGGUUUUGUAAUACAAUAAAUUAUUUUUUAUACAUCUUCAAAUGAAAUUUUAAAAAAUCAAAAAGUAUUUUCUAAAGUUUUGGAAGGAUUACAUUUUUUUAUCAGUAUGGAAGAUCCGAAGGAUAACCGUAUCCUCUACAAAUUGGUGCUUACUGGAGGUCCAUGUGGAGGCAAAACAACAGGCCAGGCAAGACUGUGUACUUUUUUUGAAAAUCUAGGAUGGAAGGUUUUCCGAGUACCUGAAACAGCUUCAGUCCUUCUGGGCGGAGGCAUAAAGUUUGCAGACCUGAAUGAACAUGAGAGUGUGAAAUUCCAAGAACAUUUAUUGAAAACUAUGCUGCAGAUUGAAGAAACCUUUUUUGAACUUGGGAAAACCUGCAAACGAAACUGUCUUAUAAUUUGUGAUAGGGGGGCUAUGGAUGCUUCAGCAUUUGUUGCCAAAGAAGCAUGGGAGAAUAUUAUGAGACAUAACGCCUGGAACAAUGUAGAAUUAAGGGAUAACAGGUAUAACCAAAUAAUACACAUGGUAACAGCGGCAAAAGGUGCGGAAGAAUUUUAUUCUACAGAGGAUCACAACUGCCGCUCCGAAGACGUGGAACUAGCCAGGAUAGUUGAUACCAAAGCAGCCGCUGCGUGGGUGGGCCACCCAUACUUCGACGUCAUCGACAACUCUACGGACUUCGAGGGAAAAAUUAGAAGGAUGAUCGUAUCAGUGUGCCAUAAAAUCGGCUUGGAUACCGGCGACAGAUUGCUGAAAAACUCCAGAAAACACAAAUUUUUGGUCGAGGGACCUCUGCCGGACGACUUGCUCUUCCCGCCAUUUCAGGAUUUCGAAGUUGUGCAUAACUAUCUGCAAUCUAAUUCACCUAAUCAAGUUAGAUUGAGGAAGAGAGGUCAGAAAGGUCACUACAGUUACAUCCAUACCGUGCGCAGACAAAAUCAUCCCGGGGGCCAAGUGAUCGAGGUGAAAACGCAGAUAGCUCAUCGUGACUACAUCAAUUUAUUGACACAAAAGGACAAAACUCAUUUCACCAUCUACAAAAGACGCAGAUGCUUUAUCGAGAACAAUCAGUACUUCCAAUUGGAUAUCUAUCAGCAGCCAAGUCAUCCGAGAUGCCGAGGUAUGAUCCUCUUGGAAACUUAUUCGGCUCUGGAUGACGAGCAGUUAUUAAAAACUCUACCAAGCUUCUUAAAUAUCAAGAAAGAAGUGACAGGAAAUCCGGAUUAUUCCAUGUUCAACUUAUCACUCAGGGAAGACUGGAAAACAUCUAAAAAGUUCUGCAGAUCAGUUACAGAUUCGGAUUUUUCGAAAUUAUCAACUUCUGAAAACCAUGAAGCUACUAUGAAACAGCUAUACAACAACGUGAAUCAUGGUAAUCUCAAUGGAAAACCGAUGAACGGAAAAGCUUAAGUGUGAUUUUAUUCUAUUAAGUUUUAGGUACUUAGUAUUUUUACCAUAUCUGAUCAUUUUGUAAUAUUUUUGUUUACUUAAUACUAUUUCGUUUGUCUAUUUUGCGGAAUUUGCAGAAGGAAAUGAAAAUGAAUGUAAGUUAGCUGCAUAUUUGCAUGAUCAGCUGCGUAUUCUUGUCAGUUUUAUAGGAUAGAGGAGAAACUAUUGAAAGUUCUUCAAACAUUUGUAUUUGUUUGACGCGUGGAUAUUAUCAAGUACUUAUUUCAUACUGUUUCUUUCUAUGAAGUAGAAAGUAAAACUUUAAACGAUCUCUCCUGCCAUCCGUCAGUCUCUUAAAGGCCAGUUAAAAACGAUGUUUGCAAUGAUGUGUAAGCAAAAUAUGUGGCUUUUUUGAGGAUAUGCGGAAGAUGGGGAUAGAUUAAUUUUUCAUAAAAGUAAAUCUUCCAAAAUAGACUAACGAGUCAUGAAUAUUUUAAUAUUUUCUCUGAUAACUCUUUACGUUGUGUUAGUAAUAUUUUGAUUUUGAGAUAAAAAUCUGAAGAGUUUAAUGGACGUUAAAAAUUAAUUUCGCUGCAAAAGUGUAAAAUCAGUAUUUUAAAUUAUUUUUCUUGUUUACUUUUUUAAUUUUAGUUUGAGAUGUACCUGCUUGAAAAGAAAAUCUUAAUAUUGUCAACAUUACACCAUAGUGGAGUAAGUCAUAUUUUUUGGAACGUUUAGAUAAUUAAAGGUCUUUGUCGGUAGAGGAACUGGUUUCAAACAGCUGCUACUUGACGAAAAAAAAAAACAACUAAAAAAGUAUUAAUAUCGAUAUAUCAAAUGACGUAGGUGGUAUAUCGAUAUUGAUCGAUAUAUUAUUCCUGGUCUGUGAAUUUCGGUUUUGUAUUUUAUUACUUUACAUACACUACUACAUACAUUUUUUCAUAACUUUUCCUUUUGCUUUCUUUAUGGUGUGAAAAAGUAAUUUUCUUCCCUUAAUUUCACAAGGACAAAUUUUUUUGAAUUUAUAUCGUAAAAAGUUACUUUUCAAUCUGGAAUCCGAAACGUCGAAUAAACAAUAUUAUUGUUUAAUUGUUGUCUAUUCUCAAAGAGAUAUUUUACAUCAAAGGUUCACAAGAAAAAAAUUUCAUAAUAUAGGAAAGUUGUUGAUCCUAGUCCUAAGAUACUUUCGUUUCUUUUUGUGUACCUAUCAUCCGCUAAAUUGUGAUAAAAUUGUUUUGUAAAAGGACACAUUUUUUGAAUUUAUAUCGUAAAAAGUUACUUUUCAAUCUGGAAUCCGAAACGUCGAAUAAACAAUAUUAUUGUUUAAUUGUCGUCUAUUCUCAAAGAGAUAUUUUACAUCAAAGGUUCACAAGAAAAAAAAUUUCAUAAUAUAGGAAAGUUGUUGAUCCUAGUCCUAAGAUACUUUCGUUUCUUUUUGUGUGCCUAUCAUCCGCUAAAUUGUGAUAAAAUUGUUUUGUAAACAGUUUUAAACAAAUUAAACAGUUACUGAGUGGUUGAGUGGAAGGUCCAGAAGAAGCUGAAUUAAAGAAAGAGGAUCCCCGAUAAGAAUUUCUUAGUGAGAAAAGGUUUUUCAUUUUCGAUUUCGCGGUUUCUAAAGAUGUUUAAACGUAAACCCCCUCAUAAUAGUAGCAGCACUAACCAGUUGUUCUGUGGAUGAACUUGCCCUAAUUAAAAGUUCUUUGGUUACUUAUUAGAUGAUCUAUUAUAAAAGAGUAGUUAAAUAAUAGUGUGAUACUUAUUUUUGGAUAAUAUUGUAUAGCAAUCUCCACUAUUCAUAGACAUAUUUUAUUAUAGAUGUGAUUUUCAUUGACUAUUUUUUGUAGUAGUUGAGAACGUCUUGUAGAAUCUCUUUCACCAGAUUUCUUAAGUUUAAAUAAAGACCUGUCCUCAGUACUUUGACUAAAACAAUGUAAGAUUGUUUGCAAUAAAUAGUUUUAAUGGCCGUAAAUAACUAAGUAUGCAUGAACAGUACAUUCAGUGAAUAUAAGCUCCUUAAGAAUAAAACGAGCGUUUUUAAGCGAUCAGUUAUUUCCACCUUAAAGGGAUUGUGACUGUAGAGACAUUGUGACAAAGAACAGAUGUCAAACAUCAUAGAGUAAGUGACUUAUGACACUGACAGUUAGCGUAUAGUGUCAAAGUCGCUGUAUUGAAAAAGAGCGUCUCUAAUAACAAUUAUUAAUUGUCUUAGUAAACAUUAUGUAUAUUAUUUAUGAAAGGGUUUUCAAUUAAAAAUCACAAUAUUUAAUUAAUUACCUUCUUAAACGUUAUUCCUUCUACUUUUAUGCUCUUGGUAUAUAGCAUGAAACAAGUUGUCAGACAAUGCCAUACCUGCGGUAUUGACAGAGUGCUUUUCUAAUUGACUAUUUUUAAUCAUUUACUUUUCAGUUAUUAUAGACGGCACUGGCAGUAUGUAGACAAUUAAAUAGUUUGUUUUAAAACAAGUACUUAUAAUGGAAAUUCAAAAUAUGUACUGAAUUUCCUAUUUAAAAGCUGCUCCGAUCUGCUUUUAGGCUUAUUCUUUGUGGUAUAGUUGUCAAGUCGCAUAGUACAGGUAACAGACAAUACUGAAAAUAGACAGACUAUAUCGUCAUAUGGAAGAGGGCUUGUCAACGACCAAGUGUAACUGUAAACGCAACUCGGUACUUACAUAGAAUACCUACCAACUAUUGACCAAUAUCUGAUCGUUUGUAUAUCAUAUAAUAUAUAUAAGUAUAUAUAUAUAUAAUAUAUAUAUUAUAUAUAUAUAUAUAUAUAUAUAUCAUAUUAUAUUAUAUUAUAUAUAUAUAUUAUAUAUAUAUAUAUAUAUAUAUAUAUAAUGUUUUAUCCAGGGCGCAAAUCAAGGAAUGUACUGUAUUUAUUUUUGUGCCUGUGACUUUCAUCGUGGACAGGUUUAAAGUCUUUAGAUUUAUAAACUAGUCCUAAGAUUUAAUCGAUGUUAGAUAGACUUUUUAGCUGAUUUAUUUCUGUUGAAAUGUUGAUACGAUAUAAAGCAGGAUUUUAAUGGAGAUCUGGUUAAAGCUGAUGGCCUUCUGUGUCAAUUUCAAUACCAAACUGUACUUAUCAACAGAGCACCUGUUUAUAAUCGAAGGUUUAUAUCUGUAAAAAUAUCUACAUAAUAAAGAAUUGAAUGG
This is a messenger RNA of Diabrotica balteata, 4691 nucleotides long. NCBI's taxonomy places the organism in Eukaryota, Metazoa, Arthropoda, Insecta, Coleoptera, Chrysomelidae. The record is from the annotation of a GenBank genome assembly.